Phaedon cochleariae (mustard beetle) is the source of this 2768-nucleotide messenger RNA. The record is from the annotation of a GenBank genome assembly. NCBI's taxonomy places the organism in Eukaryota, Metazoa, Arthropoda, Insecta, Coleoptera, Chrysomelidae.
CUGAGCGACGAAUAAUAAUAACUAAUGGUGGUUGGUGAAAAUUUCAGUUCAGUUUCAGAUCCAUACAUAAUGCUGUGUAUCUAACUGCAGUUAAAUAUUAUCGAUCAACAUCGCUGAUUAUAUGUUCGUUGGAAUAACUCAUUAAAAUUUGUUAUGUCAAUCAAUUUCCAGACUAUCGUGUGAUUUUCCGUACCAUCAAUAUUCCAGUGAAUUCUAGUACCAGUAUAUGAUGAAGACAAUGAACGACGUAGAUGAUAUAAACAAGCACAGUUUUCCUAUUCCUUCAUUCACCCAUAAACCUCAUGGAUGUGAUGGUGGGGCCCAUGAAAACCCAGUCGUUGAUGUGUCUUCUAGUGAUAUUGCCCCCCGCCAUAGGAGUUAUGGGUAUUCAGGAAGUAAUAAUUUUCUAGUGCUUGAUGGCUCCAAGGAUACGCUCUCGACCGAAUCGAUGAAGCAAUUACUACCAUGGACGAAGAAGAAGAUGAAGAGCAUAUGUUCCAAGAAAAUACUGUACAGAAGGAUACCUAUACUCGACUGGUUGCCAAGAUAUAACAAAUCGUGUGUUGUUGGUGAUUUUAUUGCUGGCAUAACUGUAGGACUCACAUUGAUUCCACAGGCGUUGGCCUACCACAGCAUCGUCGGCCUACCACCAGAGUACGGUCUGUACAGCUCUUUCAUAGGCUGCUUCAUCUACAUCGUCUUUGGUAGCUGCAAAGACGUUCCCUUCGGCCCUUCUGCCGCUAACGCCUUCUUGACGGCCCAGGCUGUCAAGGGGAGAGGACCAGAACAUGCAAUUCUGUUAGCGUUCUUAUCAGGAAUAGUGCAAUUACUAAUGGGGUUUUUCGGGUUAGGAUUUAUCAUUGACUUCGUUUCCGGACCUGUAUCAUCAGGGUUCACAUCGGCAGUUGCUUUGAUUAUCCUCACCUCCCAAGUGAAGGAUAUUUUGGGAAUCACAACUUCAGGAGACACAUUUAUAGCUACAUGGGAGAGCAUAAUAUCGGAAAUACACAAUACGAAUAAAUGGGAUGCUAUUAUGGGAUUUUCGUGUAUUUUCUUGCUGUUAGUCAUGAGGGUAAUAGGUUCGACAAAAUUCAAGGUCGAAGAUGAAGUGAAGCCAAAAUUCUAUCAAACGAUUUUCAACAAAAUCACAUGGUUCAUCGGAACAGGCCGUAACGCCAUCUUGGUACUCAUAUGUGGCUACAUUGGUUUCAUUUAUUGCUCAAACGACAAACCACCAUUCAGAGUCAUCGGAAAUGUUCCAAAGGGAAUACCUGCUUUUAAGAUUCCUUCCUUUGGAUUCGAACAAGUUCAGAAUGGCACAAUGAAAUCCUUUUCGUUUUUCGAAAUGGUUUCUAAUUUAGGAAGUGGGAUCAUCAUUGUACCACUAGUCGGUCUUUUGGAAGAUAUAGCAAUUUGCAAGGCUUUUGCAAAUGGUAAACCAGUCGACGCAACUCAAGAACUCAUUGCGAUUGGCCUGUGUAAUAUAGGUAACUCAUUUGUGCAAGGAUAUCCAGGGACGGGGGCCUUGGCAAGAAGUGCUGUCAACAAUUCGAGUGGUGUGCGAACCCCCUUAGGAGGGCUCUAUACGGGUAUCCUGGUGAUUGCAUCUCUUCUAUUCUUCACUCCAUAUUUUUAUUACAUCCCGAAUGCCGUGUUGGGUGCUGUUAUCAUCGCUGCUGUUGCCUUUAUGGUAGAAGUUAAGGUGGUCAAGCCGAUGUGGAGAUCAAAAAGCAUUGGUAUCAAUAUUAUUUCCAUACUCUACCAUGCUGCAAGACCAAAACUGAGUUUCGAGAAUUUGAAAACUCCAGAUGGUGUAGAAUACCUCAUGCUGACACCCGAUCGCAGUUUGAUAUUUCCUUCAGUCGACUAUGUCCGGAAUCUUGUCCUGAAACACAGCAAACGACAAGGAAUACCGGUUGUGAUUGAUUGUACGCACAUUUAUGGAGCUGAUUACUCGGCAGCUACAGUGAUACAUAUGUUGACGAAUGAUUUCACUUCCAGAAAUCAACCCUUGUUCUUUGUCAACCUCAAACCGUCGGUAUAUUCGGUCUUCGAAGGACUUUCACCUAAAGGUUUCGUAGUGUUCUACAACAUUAACGAGUUAGAAGAAUAUUUCAAAAAGGAUCCAAAUAAUAGGAAAACCAAAGAAAUCAUUUAACACAUGAGAAAGAUUCAAGAAUAUUGGGAAUAAUGUUUUAGCUACCUAUAACUAUUAGCUGCCACCAACUGAUCUAGCAUGAAAAACCACUAGAUUCCACAAAUGCUUGAAACUACCUAUUUCAGUAUUCAAUGUCGAUUUGGAGGAUAGAUUGUGUAGGGUCCCAGAGAGCAAACAAUAGCCAUUAGAUAUCUAUAAGAUAUAUUUUAUGGAUAUCCAGUAUAUUCACUGAAUGAACAUGGAUAUUCAUUAUACAUUAUACAUGGAUAUCUGAAUGUCCGCUCAUAUUGAAAAUAUACUGAGGUAUGGAUAUCCAAAGAUUUAGAUAUCUAAUAGACAUCUGAUGGAUAUUCAUAAUAUGAACAUUCAUGAAAACUCCUACUCUUUCAUACCAGAAUGUUCAAAAUAAAACAAGAUCUAUCAACUGAGUGAACGUUUCCAUACUAAAUUCUGCUUUUUUGAUUCAAAACGACAUGGAAACGUAUCAGAAGAUUUUCCAGGAUAUUUUUGGAUUGAAUAAUGAUGGAUCAGUAGCAAACAAAUAUGUAUUGAUAAGAUUGUGCAAUUGUAGGUAUAUCAGAUUCAUGUAUAAUUAUUAUGAAAUACAGAU